This is a messenger RNA of Neoarthrinium moseri, 807 nucleotides long. RefSeq lists its product as uncharacterized. Gene Ontology annotation, molecular function: protein binding. Lineage: Eukaryota; Fungi; Ascomycota; Sordariomycetes; Amphisphaeriales; Apiosporaceae. The coding region runs from base 1 to 807 and encodes 268 amino acids. The record is from RefSeq and is a predicted model, not a curated record. The transcript is spliced from 3 exons.
AUGGCGCCUGAAGACAACUCUGAGGCUUUCUCCAAAGAUCCGUUCUCCGGUCUUGAACGAUUCCUGCUCUCGACCGACUGGAGCGAUUUGACCAUCAUCUGCGAAGGGCGUGAACUUCCCGCUCACAAAGUCAUCCUUUGUUCAUACUCCCCGGUGGUCGCGGCUGCUUUGAACAGUAAUCUCAAGGAAGCACGCACAAACACGAUCGAAAUCCAGUUCGAUUUGGCUACAGUGUGCUGUAUGCUUUUCUACAUGUACUCUGGAGACUACGACAUCCAGAAGGGGAAGCUAUCCGCCCUUGGCUUCAAUGCUCCGAAGAAUGAUGCGAAGACGGGCUUAACUCGAGGCUCGACUGACACUACCGAGAUUUCUGAAGGAAGCUCUGUCUUAAAUAGCGUUCAGAUAUGUCGGAACGGAGAUCCAGAGGCUCCAGUGAUCCAAGAAUUACUUGACCACGCGAAAAUGAACAAGAUCGGGGACUAUUACCAAGUACCAGCGCUAGUGAAGAUGUCGAAUUUUAUGAUGGACUCUAUCCUCAAAAGCAGCUGGUCAACAAAGGCGUUCAUUUCGAUCGUGAAUGACCUGUUCGAGUCAACAGGAGAUACUGAAUGGCAGAAAAUGCUCGCAUCACAUGUAGCCGACAAUAUUGUGCAGCUUGGCUCUGAUACAGAAGCUCUGGCACAGGCUAAGGACCUAAGCCCCCUCACCCGCGAGAUUAUAAGUGCUUGUGCAGAUCGAAUCCAGGUGGUCGAGGCCUCUCGAAAGAAGAGUUCCAGUUCCACUGGACUCGGCUCCAGGCGUUUUUAG